UCUACAAAAUUUUUCAAGUUUCAUAUUAUUUCAAAUUUCUGUUUUGUUUCAAAUAUGAGAGGAUCCAAGUAGGGGUCCUUACAACAGCUUACUGCACGGCAGAAAGCUUCAAAUAUGUUUCUUACUGGAAUGAAACAAGUACUGAUUUCUUUGUUCAAGGAAGAGCACACCCUUACCGAAGUCAGAACCAGCAUCGAACGGUAUCUGAAGUUUUGCCGCAUCUACUCCCCGAAACAACCUUCCCCCCUAGGCACUCUCAUCUACUCUACCACCGUUUACCUAAUCCUCCAAACCCUUUUUCUAGUCCUCAAGUUUUGGACAAAAUGGAACUUCAACUCCAGGGUAUCAGCCAUCGAAAGCCUAAACUUUACAUUUGGCGUAGUUUUCCUCUCUUCCGAUCUGUACCUCAUGCCCGAAAAAACGGAAAUCCUGACCCAGAUGAUCGAAGCCGGGUAUUAUCUACACCAGAAAUAUGUCCACCUAGUUGAGAAGAGUUUGUACAUAGAAAAAUGUAGAUUUAUUGAGAAAACUGAGUUAGAAUCUGUCAAAUCUGCAAACUCUGUUAAAUUCGCGUUGAUAGGUCUCUACCUCAGCUACCUGACCACCCCAGUUUUCGGCACGAUAUUCCACCUGCUCAAAAUUAUCCCUCUCCAAAAACUCACCCUCCCUCUAAUCAUCCAAAUCCCCUACCGUUCCGACCCAUUCAUUUUCACACAUACCUACCAGUUCCUUUUUCUCGCUCUUUUCCAAGUGGUUUAUAUCUUGUACACAGCUGUUAUGACUGUGGCAAUCUUUCAAGUUUGUUUCCUGGCUGUUAACAAUGUGCUGACUGAGAUCCAGCUGUUUGUGAUGUGCUUGAAAGAGAUGAACUUGAAUUUUGGGGAGUAUGUGGUGGAGGAGAGGAGAGAGAAGGAGGGAACGUAUGUGAGAGAAGAGAGGAUAGAGAAAGAUGGAAGUUGUGAGAGGAAUGCAGUGUUGAAGUUGAUCAUAAACGAUAUCUCCAAACAUCAUCAGUUUAUAUUCAGGAAAAUUAGAAUCCUGAACACCGGUUUCCGUUAUAGACUGUUCUAUGUGAACACUUUUGUCUGCCUACAGCUCUGCUUUGCUCUGUUCUGCUUUCAGAAAGGUGAAUUCGGAGAAAAACUGCGAUACGGCUUCUUAUCUGUUGCAAUUAUUAUAGCAAGCCAUGUGUUCUAUGAGAACGGACAACGUUUGCAAGAUGAGAGUGAGAAAUUGGAGCUGGCCCUGUACGACUGUUGCUGGAUCGCCAAGCCGAGAUAUUUCAGCAGUUGUUUAAAAAUUCUGAUGACAAGAACAACGAAGACGCCCAAGAUUGUUUCCUUCAAUAUAUUCACACUGAACAGGAAUAAUUUGAAAAUUGUGGUGCAAGCGGCAUAUUCCUACUUUAAUUUCCUGGAACGGUCGAGUAAAAUCAACUAGGAGUCGGAUUUCAAAAAUUGGGAUGAAACUCCAGGCAAAUCAUCCAAAAAUUUUCACUGUAAAAAUCAG
Molecule: messenger RNA, 1509 nt
Organism: Nilaparvata lugens (brown planthopper)
Lineage: Eukaryota; Metazoa; Arthropoda; Insecta; Hemiptera; Delphacidae
Exons: 6
Coding region: 115-1440 (441 amino acids)
Biological process (GO): detection of chemical stimulus involved in sensory perception of smell; sensory perception of smell
Cellular component (GO): plasma membrane
Molecular function (GO): olfactory receptor activity; odorant binding
Source: RefSeq, a predicted model, not a curated record